ACUGGCUGGAGGUUGAGCUGGGAUGGAUCCCAGAUCUGCCUGGCCCUGGAAUUGAGGCCCUUUGUCCACUACCCUGUCUCCUUCCUGAUGCAGGGUGGCCAUUGCAGCUCUCAGUACGUGUCAACCUGGUGACACCAGAUCCGUCACCUCAGUGAGGAGUGAAGGAAGCACCUGGGAUCGGCUUACUAAUUCAAGGGCCCGAUGAAUUAUUCACACCACCAUUGACUUGGAGGUCCUUCCAACCUCACCUCUCUUUCCCCUCUCAGACCCUUGGAUCCUGACCCCUGAACUCCGCCUUGGUGGGGGACCCCCAGUGAGGAGAUGCUGGCUGAGCUGGGGGCUUGCUUAUUGCUGGCCAUGGUACUGCUGGACUCAGGUCCUGGGACCCAAGCCACGGAAGGUGUCAAGUGUGGGGGUGUGCUCUCGGCACCAUCUGGGAACUUCUCCAGCCCAAACUUCCCAAGUCUGUAUCCCUACAACACCGAGUGCAGCUGGCUGAUCGUGGUGGCCGAGGGGUCCUCCGUGCUGCUCACCUUCCAUGCCUUUGACCUGGAGUACCAUGACACCUGUGGCUUUGACUUCCUAGAGAUCUACAACGGGGCCUCUGGAGACAAAGGCAAUCUUCUGGGCAGGUUCUGCGGCCAGGUGCCCCCACCACCCUUCACCUCCUCCUGGCACGUCAUGUCUGUCGUCUUCCACUCGGACAAGCAUGUGGCCAGCCGCGGCUUUUCUGCAGGCUACCAGAAAGACGUGUGCGGUGGAGUCCUGACUGGCCUGUCGGGGGUCCUCAGCAGCCCCGAGUACCCCAACAACUAUCCCAACAACGUGGAGUGCCACUGGCUGAUCCGUGCCUCGGGGCCUGCCGCCGUCAAGCUGGUGUUCGUGGACUUCCAGGUGGAGGGCAGCCAUGAAUGCAUGUACGACUACGUGGCUGUGCUUGGAGCCCCCGGCCCUGCCCACGGGCACCACUACUGUGGCCGCACCAGACCCCCCACCCUUGUGUCCCUGGGCCAUGAGUUGCAGGUGAUCUUCAAGUCUGACUUCAACAUUGGAGGCCGGGGCUUCAAGGCCCACUACUUCUCAGGAGAAUGCCAGGAGGUAUUCACGGCUGUGCGUGGGAACUUCUCCAGCCCACAGUACCCUGGCUCCUACCCCAACAACAUCCGGUGCCACUGGACCAUCCGCCUGCCCCCCGGCUACCGGGUCAAGGUCUUCAUCCUGGACCUGGGCUUGGAGGAACCCAACAGCCUGACAAGAACCUGUGACUUUGACCACCUGGCGGCCUUCGAUGGGGCCAGUGAGGAGGCACAGCUCCUGGGGAAGUGGUGUGGUCAUCGCCUGCCUCCGCCCGUCACCUCACGUCACAACCAGCUCCUGCUGCUGCUGCACACUGACCGCAGCACCUCUGGCAGGGGCUUCUCUGUGGCCUACAUUGGAGUGGUACCCAUGAAUGUGAGCUGUUCCCGCACGGACUUCCAGAUCCUGAUCUCUGCCCAGGCACUGGCCCCACUGGAGCGGACAAGGGUCUACCUGGGCAGCCGGAGCUGUGCAGCCCAGGAAGUUGGUAGCAACUUCAGGAUCCAAGCCCGCUUUGACACCUGCGGUACAGAGUCUCAGAGAAGAAAUAACACCUCUGUGAUCGUCAGUGUGCUGUACAUCGACUUCUCCGCUGCUGGGCACGAGGACAUCCACGAGUACGAGGUGCUCUGUGAGCCGAGGCGCAAGGAGGCAUCUGCCCAUCUGCUGUCAGGCUCUCACUGGCUCGGGCCCUACGCUGCCACGGCUGAGCACCUUCAGGAGGCACCAUCCGGGGAUGAGGCAGAGGUCCUGGAGGGCCCAGGGACGGUGGUGUCCCAGGACACCAGUGACAUCGUCUUCCUGGGCCUCUGCAUCCUAGCUGGAGUCCUUAUGAUCAUUGCCAUUGUGGUCCUGAUGCUGCUGUAAGCAGGAAGAGAGCGGCUGGGGGACUGACAGCAGGGCAGGGUGGGGCUUGUGGACACGUUGGUGACCACGGGCGCAUCACGUUCCUCUCGGAUCCCGUUCUCUUGGAAUCAGUGUUCUGCUCUGCUCACCACGGGGCUCUGAGAAGAGUUUGUGUGGAUAAGGGCUCUGGAGAUGGCCAUAAUUGCUGUUGUGUUAAUCAUUUUAAGGCUGUUCUGCCACAGGAAAGCAUGCUCCUGUAUGCGUACCUUGUGAGCUUGGAUAGUUGGGGUCACCGGUGACAGUGUGAAUACAACAGACUCAUUCGGUUCUUCAGCAACUCAGGGUACAUAUAAAAGCACCUCUUGGUUUCUCAGACCUUCAUUAGUAGGAAGUCUAGUAUGGGUUCGGGGCUUCCUCCCUCCCGAAUGGACUGGUGUGAAGACUCUGCCUAAAGAACUCCAGCUCAGCCUCCGUGAAGCGGGAAGAGAGCCAAAGCUCCGGCUAGGGCCAGUGUUUCAGCCCCUGCCACACCAUGUCACUACUGAAGACUGGUCCUGUGCAUCCUAGUGGAUGCUCGCCCAUAGAGGUGACAAUGGCCUCCUGGGCCCGAUUCCUAUAGACACCAGGCAGGCUGAACAGCAUGCUGGGGGUGGGGGGGGCUGCAGCUGAGGAGGUGUUGCUUCUGCUGUUGGGACUUUUGUUUGAAUGUCUUGUCAUCUUUGGCCAAGACACUGACUGAAGUUCCACGUGU
Messenger RNA from Peromyscus eremicus (cactus mouse), 2674 nucleotides. RefSeq names its product CUB domain containing protein 2 (gene Cdcp2). NCBI's taxonomy places the organism in Eukaryota, Metazoa, Chordata, Mammalia, Rodentia, Cricetidae. The coding region runs from base 322 to 1944 and encodes 540 amino acids. The record is from RefSeq and is a predicted model, not a curated record. The transcript has 6 exons.